This is a messenger RNA of Monodelphis domestica (gray short-tailed opossum), 7270 nucleotides long. It is a transcript of the gene SHROOM4, whose product is annotated as shroom family member 4. Gene Ontology annotation, molecular function: actin filament binding. Lineage: Eukaryota; Metazoa; Chordata; Mammalia; Didelphimorphia; Didelphidae. Gene Ontology annotation, biological process: actin filament organization. Gene Ontology annotation, cellular component: cortical actin cytoskeleton; apical junction complex; apical plasma membrane. The record is from RefSeq and is a predicted model, not a curated record.
CCGCUGGUGCUGCGGCCACCGCCGAGGCCGCCUCCCUCACUCCCGGGCGCUAGGAUCGCUUAGGCUCGCCCCGGCCCCGCCGCCCGGGUUUCCCCUGCGCCGCGCUGGGCCAGCGGGGGCGGAGCGCGAUGGUGAGCGGCUAGCGGGCGCCAUGGAGCCCGGGGCCAGGAUGGAGCCCCGCGCGGGGGCCUGCCAGUACGCCCAUGUGCAGCUGCAGGGGGGCGCGCCCUGGGGCUUCACUCUCAAGGGGGGGCUGGAGCACGGCGAGCCGCUCCUCGUGUCCAAGAUUGAAGAUGGAGGCAAGGCUGCCCUGUCUCGGAAGAUGAGAAUCGGAGAUGAGCUGGUGAAUAUCAAUGGUACCCCAUUAUAUGGCUCCCGCCAAGAAGCACUCAUCCUCAUAAAGGGUUCCUUCCGGAUCUUGAAGAUGAUUGUCAGGAGGAGAACCACCCCCCUGGCCAGGCCACAUUCAUGGCACAUGGCCAAGCUGCUGGAGGGGCGUCCUGAGGUGGCGGCAGCUGCCGCCAUGAACUUUCCUGAAGACCCCUUCAGCUUAUCCUGGCAUUCAGGCUGUGACACCAGUGACCCAUGUGUGCAGUGGUGCCCGCUGUCUCGCCACGGCAGCACUGAAAAGAGCAGCUCCAUCGGGAGCAUGGAAAGCCUGGAACAGCCCAGCCAAGUGUGCCAGGAGGGCCAUGUCUCCCCUGUGGAGCAGAGCACCUAUCAGAGUCAGCGGGAUUCAGCCUAUAGCUCCUUCUCUGCGGGCUCCAGUGCAUCAGACUACACCCUACCCCUGCGGCUGGAGGAGACCACAGCCUCAGACUGCAGCCCUCUGGGCCUCGGGCCAGCCAAGGGCCAAGAUGGCAUCUACCUACACACAGGACCUGAUGGGGAAGAGACCUUAGGGGCAGCGGGGCCAUCAGGCCACCAGACACCCAGGUCCCAGCCUUCACCCAGCCCCCAGGAGGGUCCUCUCUCUGGUUCUUCUCAAGUUGCAGUGGCCUCCACAGGCCCUCCCCAGCCUCCAGUAAGGCGAGACAGCCUUCGAGCCUCCAAGACCCAGUUCCGCCAGACAGAGAAGCGCAGGGCUUCAGUCCCAGGUGGAGCCUUAUACACAAAGGAGAGAUGGAACUCUGAGACCUCAUUGUCUUCAGAUGUCCCUCCUGGGCCCGGCUGCCCCUGUAGUCAGGUCCUAGAGCCCCAUGAGGAGCACUGGAAGGACGAUCUGGCCCAGGAGCAAUACUGUGUGCUGAGCCAUCCCACAGGGUUGGACCACUGUGAAUCGAGGCUACUGCUGAAGGAUUGUCCUCAAAGGACAGGGUGGCCUGGCCAGGACCAAAUCAGGGAAGAGUCCCCACCAUCCCACAGCCCUGGUAGAGGGCCUGAAGCAAAAGAGGAGGCCAAGGCUGCCCUGACCACCAUCCCCGCCCACCUUACUGGACUUACAGGCCACCGUCACAGUGCUCCCGAGCAAUUGCUGACCUCUCAGAUUCGAUCUCUGCACCUCAGUGUUGAGGGGGAUGGCAACAGUGAAGAGACUGAAUUGCAGGCCAAGCAGGAGGGGCAUUGCUGGACCCUGUCCCCCCUCCACAGUGCCCAUGUGGGGCCGAAGAGUCCUUGCCAUCCAGGGGCAGGAGCCCAGAACAAGCCGGGGGAGAAGUGGAUGGAGGGAAAGGCAGGCAGCCCAGCGUUGGCUUCAGAAAGCUCAGGUCAGAGCAGCCCCACUCCAGGGGGCACCUCCUGCAGUCAUCAGGAGGAAAGCGCCCCCAGUGAACCAGUCACCGUCCAGCUCUCUGGCCUCCCUGACGUUCCUCAGCAGGCCAUCUCCAAGCCAGCAAGCCAUGUGGACACAACACUGGAGGAGGGCACGGAGGCCGCCAAGGACAAGGGCUCAGAAAACACUCGCAGGAGUGGCCAGCGCUACCGCUCUGCUCAGCAGAGACGCAGGAGCGAGCGUUUCGCCACCAACUUGCGAAAUGAGAUCCAAAGGAGAAAGGCACAGUUGCAGAAGAUCAAGGGCUCUCUGGCCCUUGUGGGUGACUUGGAGGAGCCGGAGCCUGUGGAGGAGACAGAUGAGCCUGUUGGAGAGCCCUUGAGACCACCAUCUCCUGAGGCUCCCAAAGCCACCCCUGGCACUGCACCAUCUCCCCAGCCUCUGGCUCCUGCCCCAGCUCCAGAGCCCAGCCCGCCUCUCCCUGCUCCUCCCCAGGUACCCGCACUGGCUGCUCACCAGAGACUGGCCAGCCCAGGAGAGCGAUUGUCCGAUCAGCCCCAACAAAAUGGCAACAUGCUGAGGACCAGAUCCUCAGAGUGCCUAAGCCAGACCACAGAAAGCCGAGAAUUGUGGAAGCCACUGAAGGGCCCUGGCCAGAAUCCCUGGCAGCCUAUAGCUGGACUCCACCCCUGGUGCAAGGCUCCUGGCCAUGACCCUUCCAAGGCCGGGUCCCAACCUGGGGUUCGAGGAGGCCGGUGGCGGUGGUCUCCAGAGCGGAAACUACAGCCUCAACUAAUGCCAAUGUCAAGCGGUGUUUUGAACCCAAGAGAGGAGAUGAGUGUCACUUCUGGGGAGGAGACCAUCUUUGUGCCUUUUGCAGAUAGGAAGAAGGUCUUUGAAGACACCAGCAAGUCCCUGCCACCAGCAGCCUCAUCCCUUGGACACAGUAAGCCCUUUGCCUUGAGGCCGAAGGCAGUCGACCCACCUGCAUUCCAGCCCAUGAGCACCAGCUACAGAGACCUGAGACGUCAUUCAGUAGACCAAGCUUAUCACUCCUCGGCCUCCCUGGCCCCAGAACCUGCCACUUACCCAGAAUGCUUUAUGAACAAGGAGCUGGAGCAGCCUGUGUGUUACCAGCCCCUGGGACACUGUGGGGAGUUUGAGUGCCUCCGGCCUUGCUCCUAUGCCUGUGGCAUUCCGGGAGCUGUGGGCCACGACACAUGCACCUACUGCCCCGUCCUGCUGAAGAGAAGCAUGCUUCCAGCCCACCGCAGCUACCGCUGCCACCACCAGCAGUGGGCUCGUUGUGCAGCCUGUUGUCACCCUGCUCCUCAGCACAAGGCUGGGGAAGAAAGCAAUCCUUCCUGGAAGGCCAGGAACUCCUCACUGAAGGAGGUUCCUCCAGACGAAUGGGAAUCGACAAAGAUCAACAGGAAGGCCGGCCAGCCUCCGAGGGACCGGUCUCAUUAUAAGAUUGGCUGCCCACGCUCUUGCUUUGAGAACCCCGGGCGUGAGUGGGCAGCGUGCUACCGAGUGGCCUCUUCCCUUGACCUCUUGUGUGACUACGAUCACUCAGUGGGGACCCUGAUGGGCAGUGCUGUCUAUGAGCAAGGCAGUUUGGCGCCUCCAUUGCUCCAUCCGCUUAGGGGUCGGGCCUUCUCAGAGAGUCACAUCAACUUGGAGCCCCCAACCACACGGGCUAGAGAGAGAAGAGAGCUCCUGGCCAAAGUGGAUGAGACCCGGCCGGAUCCUCUGGGAGCAAGAAAGAAAGCCCCACCUCCCCCCCGCCCCCCACCUCCCAAUUGGGCAAAGUUUAAGGGCAACUGGCCCUCUUACCACUCCCAGUAUGCUGCCUUAGAGAGCUCAAGUGGCCGGAGGUCUGACACAGCCUUGGAGCAGCCUCGCCCUCAGGGAGGCCAGGUGGAGGUGGUGAGGAAGCGGUCCCAGAGCCUCCCUCCAGAGCCACUGCCCAGAGACAGGACUGGGCCGGAGCAGCCUGGUCCUCAGUACUACCAUCCUGGUGGAGUAUGGAGGAUGCCAGACCCUGCCACCUCAGCCAGAUCCGAGAGAUCUGUAGAAGACCAGCCCAAAGCCAAAGCCACCUGGAGCCAGGGUCGCUCCCCUGCAGAGGAGCAGUACCGCCUGGUCAACUGGAGCCCAGAGCAGCAACGGCUCAGCCCUGCUGGCCUUGCCACAGAGGAAUCUGGGCCUGUUCAGGACAUCACUGAGGUUGAGACCUGCCGUUUGGUCUCAACUCGGAAGUCAGCUUCGGCCCGUGUGAGCUCAGAGGACCUGAUGAGAGACGUGGCAGACAAAGAUCGGUCGCUGGCUGGCAUACUGAGCUCAGCCUCCAACAUGGUGACAGUCGCGGAGGUCAUGGGUGACCUCUUCCCCACCGAUGAGCCGUCUUGGAAAAAACAUUUGGCAAGAAGGAGACAGGAGGUCGCCAAGGAAAGGCAGGAAUUCCAACCCAUCUCCCCACCACCACCACAGCCUAGCAGUUUCAGCACCCCCACCAGCCCCACCAGCCCCACCAGCCCCACUUCCUACUCUGCCUACUACAACACCUCGGCUGGCAAGGCAGAGUUGCUGAACAAGAUGAAGGAGUUGUCCCAGUUGGCCAAGGACUCCCUGGGAGAGGCCGAAGUGGACCACGAGCUGGCAAAAAAGAAGUUGCAGCUCAUUGCCAGCAUCAGCAAGAAGCUGUCCGUGCUGCAGGAAGCCCAGAGGGGGCUACUGGAGGACAUCAGUGCCAACACGGCAUUGGGGGAGGAGGUCCAGGCAGUGCUGAAAGCCGUCUGCAAGGCCAAUGAGUUUGACAAGUUUCGCUUGUUUAUUGGGGACCUCGAUAAGGUGGUGAACCUGCUGCUCUCACUUUCUGGGAGGCUGGCCAGGGUGGAGAAUGCCCUCAACAGCCUGGACCCUGAGGCCACUCAGGAGAAGCUUGCACUGAUGGAGAAGAAGCGGCAGCUGACGGAACAACUGGAAGAUGCCAAGGAGCUCAAAGAGCACGUGGACCGGCGGGAGAAAGCUGUAUAUGGCACAGUGUCCCGCUACCUGCUUCAGGAGCAGCUCCAGGACUACCAGCACUUCGUCAAGAUGAAGUCAGCCCUCAUCAUGGAGCAGCGAGAGCUGGAGGAGAAGAUCAAGCUCGGGGAGGAGCAGCUCAGAUGUCUUCGGGAGAGCCUGGUUCUGGGCCCCCAAGAUUUCUGAGGCCCCGACUGUGCUGUGAGGGGGCGAAGGAGCUUCCAGGGAGUUUGCUGCACCCCUGCCCUCCUGCUCUCCCUUCAUCCGCUCACCAAAGAUACCCUGUCACCCCAGCCCUGCCCUAGUCCAGAACCCAUCCAUGGCCUCCUCUGGCCCAAUGCUGCCAGCAGAGCCUGAGCUCAAGCCUGCUGGGUAUGCCCCUGCUCCUGUUCCUCUCUGCUUAGCGGGGUACAUGGUGGAGACACUCUGAGGCACAGAGGGGUCACUUGUCACUUAUCUAGAGAAGCCAAACUAAGGCUAGAUUUCCCCUAGAACCUUGCUAGAAGAGCCAGGGUCAGUCACCAAGUACCACCCCAAGAACAGCCAAUGGUGUGCAUUCACUGGAAGGAUCCCUUCAUGUGCUGUGUUAUGAAUGCCACAGCAUGCACGUGGAGGGUGUGGCCUUCUUUGGACCCACCCCACUGUCCUCUGCCAGUCACCUUCAACACCCAUAGCCCUGGUGGACAGCCAGCAGAUGUCCACAUCGGCAGCCUACCCUCAAGGGUACCACACUUAGGGUGCUUGUUUUUGGGGCCACCAAAGCCAAAGCCACCUCCCCUUUGGCAUUCGUUAGCAUUCUUCUUUCCAUUUUAUUUAUUGAUCUUCUAAAACCCUAAUGAGGAGGGCAUUGGGAGAGAGAGUCAAAGCCUGCCUCGAGAGAAGGCUCGGUGGGCAGCAUUGGAAGUCCCAGGUGCUGCCUGAUGGUACUGCCAUGCCAAUGGGAAGGGCCAAGGCUUCUCCCAGUGAGCCUCCCAAACCAUGGCCCUGGUGCCAUCCAGCUCACUCAUGAAGCAGGCAGCAGGAUGGUUGUUCACAUUUCGGGUUGAUUGUUUUCCCUAGUUGGCAGACAUCUGCACCCACAUCUCUGGGGCCCUGGUCUGGCAUCUUAGUCUAUAUUCUGGCCAGCACCAGAUGCAGAAUCUCCCUUCACAGACCCCAGGAGGGAAGUGGAGGCACCUGGCCAUGUGCUGUUAGAGGUGGCUUCAUCUCCUUCGGUCCCAUUUUGGCCCCUCCUGUUCCAGCAAGACCUGCUGGUGAGAUGGCUACUUUGACAGGUGGCUCUCUCAGCCGUGGCUUGCACUCCACUUAGCUCACUAUGAGAAGGUGCUGCCACCUUACGUGCUCACAAGGUUGGAACUGCCUUCUCCAGGGUUGUUCAGGGGGAGGCAGGGGAGGAACAGGUGGGGCCCAGACCUAGAGAUUGCCAAAGCCGGCCCUGGUUACUCACCCAUCUGAAGCCAGAGGCCUUUGGGGCCUUCCAAAUUCCCUUAGGGGUUGGUGUCUUCCCCAGGAGGUUGUGAAGGGCUGCCCAAGGAUGGCUGGCUGGUAGGUGGAAGAAUUUGCCAGGGCACUCACUGCCACUCUCUGACAAAUGCCGUCUUCCUAUUUACUGUCUUUGAAACCAAGGGGAGAAAGUAGGCCGAUUGGAACGGACAUGGGUUCACCCCUCCUGUGGUAGCCAGGGGAGCUUCCAGCUCUCCAUCACUGAAACAGGGGGCUGGCUGCCUGGCCAGGAGAUGGUCUUCCCACUGCUAGGCCACACUCUCCACCCCGGGUGGCCAUGCUGUCCCUGAGCCUCCAGGCCUUUUCUGUCACUGCGAAGGCCAGGGGCAGCAGGUUUGCUGAGGAAGGACUGAGGCCUUACCCAAGGUAAAGUGGAGGCAGGCAGGCAGGCAGGCAGGCGUGCUGAGGUCAUCGUAACGUACAGAAGCACGCUGUAUGUGUAGGAGGAUGAGGCGAUUGGCUUCUUUAACGGGCCCUGGGGAUGAAUGGAGGACUUCCAGGACAGUCAUUAUAAGCACUGGCCCUGGGAGGGGAGCUCUGCACCCCAUUCCCUGUGGGGUCUCUCAUGAUGCCCCAGUGGGGCAGAGUUCCAAGGGAAGGGCAAACCGUGUGGUCCUUUGGGCUGGGUACAGGUGGGUACCCAGCAGGCAGACCGAUUAAACCUAGAUGGAGAGAAGCCCUGCUCGGGGAGACCCUAGCGGUAAAUACUCAAGGGGAGCUCCAGUGGUGGGCAGUAGGGAGAGGGAAAAGGAGGACAGUGAGAGAGUGCGGGGGAGGAGGCAGGCAGACAGCAGCUCCCCUAACCCCCAGCCUGUCUGCUCACUGGCCUGCGGCCACCAGAAGACUCCAGGGAGGGACCCUGGAAGAAGACCCUGGAAUCUGCUGUCAUUUUAGAGCAGCAGGGAGUGACGCCCUCAUUUGUUGCCUGGUUUUCCGUAUCCCCGCCCCCAGCCUUGCCCCCCUAGUCCCUUGUAUCCCUGCGCCCAAAGAAAAGAGGGGCUCAAUACAUUAAAAGGUGCUAAGAACAAA